AUGUCGUUCGCUUUGGCAUCGCUCCAGGGCCGGGCGCUAGCUAGCCCGCUCCAUGUGAAGAGGACCGCUCCGCGUCGUGGGACCCGCGCGGUCCUCGUCCGCGCGGCGGUGGACCCCGAGCGCGACGUCAUCCUCGUCUCGGGUUGCCGCGAGCGCGUCGCUCAGUGCUGCGUCGAUCAGCUCAGCAAGAACGAGCGCAGCGCGGGGGUCGUGAUCAAGGUGACGCUGCCCCACGACGCCUACGUCGGCGUCAAGAACCCGCUCAACGCCAUGGCGAAGGACCUCGUGUUCCCCGACAAACCGAUGAUCGACUGCCUCGGCGCCCUGGACGCGGUCGAGUGCGUCGACGAGUCCACGGAUUUGUUCAAGGGUUGCCUGAAGGACGCGACCGGCGUGAUCCUCGCGUCGGAGUACGCACCGACGCUGCUCCAGACCGCGGUCGACCUCUGCGACCGCAUCAAGGCUGGCGCCAUGCCCAAGUUGCGCAGGGUCGUGGUCUUGUCGCACAUCGGCGUCGAACGAAGGGACGUGGAUCCCUGGAAGUUCAUGAAUCGAAAGACGAUGGUGGGCACCGGCGUGAUCGGCGGCAAACCCCAGCCGGGCGGCGCCCCGCUGGACCGAUGGGUCGACGCCGAGGAGCUCAUCAAGGCGACGCUCGAGUCCUGCGGAGGCGCGGACAAGUCCCCGUGGUCUUACACCAUAAUCAGGGUCGGCGACCUGCGCGGGAACGGCCCAACCUCCGUCACCUACGGCGACGCGAUGCUCACACUCGUGGACAACGCCUUCGACGUUCGCAUGCAGGACAUAGAGAUGGAGGAGGGCGACGCGUUCGAGGGGUUCACCAAGCGCCUCUCCGUCGCGGUGGUCAUGAACCGGAUGCUGACGACGCAGUCGUACAGGGUGAUCAACAGGACCUUCUCGUGCAUCAGCACGGGGCCGGUGGACAGGGAGCGAAGGAAGGGUUGGGACGUGGCGAAAGGGCGGUCGCCGCCGCCCAUCGAGGACAAGGUCGUGGACGAGGAGCUCCAGCCCAAGGAGGAGGAGGAGAACGUCCCCGCGGGCGCACCCGUGCCCACAUGA
Micromonas commoda is the source of this 1080-nucleotide messenger RNA. RefSeq lists its product with no specific name. NCBI's taxonomy places the organism in Eukaryota, Viridiplantae, Chlorophyta, Mamiellophyceae, Mamiellales, Mamiellaceae. The transcript has a single exon. Bases 1 to 1080 code for a protein of 359 amino acids. The record is from RefSeq and is a predicted model, not a curated record.